Molecule: messenger RNA, 1623 nt
Organism: Numida meleagris (helmeted guineafowl)
Lineage: Eukaryota; Metazoa; Chordata; Aves; Galliformes; Numididae
Product: monocarboxylate transporter 13-like
Exons: 4
Coding region: 1-1623 (540 amino acids)
Biological process (GO): monocarboxylic acid transport; transmembrane transport
Molecular function (GO): monocarboxylic acid transmembrane transporter activity
Source: RefSeq, a predicted model, not a curated record
AUGCAGACCAGAGACAGCAAUCCACCAGAUGGUGGCUAUGGAUGGGUUGUGGUAGUGUCAGCCUUCAUAGUGAUGGGCCUCACUGCUGCUGUCCUCAAGACUUUUGGUCUCUUCUUUGUUGAAAUCCAGGAGCACUUCAAUGAACUUGCAAGCACCAUUUCUUGGAUCACAUCAAUAACUAUUGCCACCUUUCAUUUAGGAGAUUUGGGAGUUUCGUUUUUAAACUUGUGCUGCCAUUUCUCUGUCAGCCCAGAUUUCUAUCUAUCCUCCUUUACAGCAGAAUACAACAGAACUAGGCCAUCUCUCCCUCACACAUGCGCGAGAGCCACUGGGCUUGACAUGCACAAUAAAGCUAUUACUUCUGCAGAUGCUUUAUUUGAUUGCUCAGGCAUGUCGGUCUGCUCAAUUUUCCUAACUUAUUUAUCUUGCUCCUGUUUUUCUGUUGAUCUAGCCCCUGUUGCCAGCUCGCUAUGUGUAAAAUACACCCAUCGGGCGGUUGUGAUCACUGGAGGACUUGUUGCAUUUUCAGGAAUGGCACUGGGUUGUCUUGGGCUCAACAUGAUCUGGAUGUAUGCAACAACUGGCUUCCUACAGGGGCUUGGGAUUUCCUUUUCAUGGACACCAGCCAUCAGCAUUGUUAGCCAUUAUUUUUCCAAGAAAAGAGCUCUGGCCAAUGCUAUUGCCAGUGCUGGAGAAUGUGCAUUUGCAUUUACAUUUGGGCCAUUUUUCCAGUGGUUAAUUGGUCAGUACGGAUGGAAAGGUGCCCUCUUGAUCAUAGGUGGCACCCAGCUCAACAUCUGUGUCUGUGGAAUACUGAUGCGUCCCCUGACAAGCAGCUGCCGUCUUGAGGUGAGCCACUCUGAACCACCACCAGGCAAUGGUGCAACUAAGACAGACAAAGAAGAGAAGUCUACCAUCACGCACAGAACCUUCAACUGGAUGCUUCUGAGGAGACCAGAAUUUGUGCUUUAUGCCUUGUUUGGCAUACUAGCUGCAAUGAGUUUUUUCGUUCCUCCGUUAUUUUUAGUUCCACUUAGCUACAGCCUAGGAAUAGACGAAUCAUGGACUGCAUCUCUCCUGUCCAUUUUGGCUAUGGUAGAUUUUGCAGGCAGACUGCUAUGUGGCUGGUAUGCCAAUCUCCACCUUAUGAAAACUAUUCAUUUACUGACAAUGACGAUUACAUUGAUCAGUACUUCCUUGAUGCUCUUGCCACUGGCUAACAAUUACCUGUCCUUGGCAAUAUUCACUGGCUUCUAUGGAUUUUUCUUCGGCACAACCGUCGCUGUUCACAUUACAGUGCUAGCAGAAGUUGUGGGCAUGUCAGAUUUUGACAGUGCUUUAGGGCUUUUCAUGCUCAUUCGAAGCACUGGAGGAUUUCUGGGGCCUCCUCUUGCUGGUCUGAUUGUGGACAUGGCUGGAGAUUACAGAGCAGGCUUCUACAUGGCAGGAGCCACUCUCAUCCUAGCAGCUGUAUUUUUAGUCAUUUUAGAUCAAUUUCAACAAAGAAGUGAAAGAGGAAACCAGACUAAUACUAAAUCAGAGAAGUCAGCAUUACCUUACACUUCCUUUCAUUUCCUGAAACUUCAGAAAAGAAGGUAUCAAGACCAUGAUGUAGUGGUGUGA